AUGGCCCGGCUUCUUCGACGGUCCUCCGUUACCCCCGAUCCGCCUACAGAGAUCGACAUCCUGUACAUAAAGUACACCACACGGCGUCCAUUGAGGGGUCCCCGACUCAGGGUGCUCUACCUGGGGAUCUCCAACACCCCGGCGUGGAUCGUGACCGCCGCCAACACAUACGCGAAAGGGCAAGGGAAAACGCAGUUUAGCGUCUCCUCGGGCCAAUGGAGCGUACUAGUGCGCGAUCUGGAGCGCGAGAUUAUACCCAUGGCUCGGGGAUUUGACAUGGCGAUCAGUCCCGGGGAGGUCCUGGGGGCAGGCAAGUUCCAGAUCCCCGAGGAAGUCGAACAGAGGAAAAAGGCUGGUAAGACAUUCCGGCCUUUCGGCGGCGGUGGUCAAGUCACCAAAUUUGGCCUCGGCAAUCCGAGCGGCAACAUCGGGGACGAUCUCAACAUGGGCGUUCGCCGUGAGCGUCAUGCCAUCGAAUCGAGUUUCGACAUUUCCGCAGGUGGCUGCCAAAUAACGAGGUAG
Molecule: messenger RNA, 522 nt
Organism: Chaetomium globosum CBS 148.51
Lineage: Eukaryota; Fungi; Ascomycota; Sordariomycetes; Sordariales; Chaetomiaceae
Exons: 3
Coding region: 1-522 (173 amino acids)
Source: RefSeq, a predicted model, not a curated record